UCUUCGAAACCCUCCCUUCACAACUUCUCUCUCAUUUCUAACUUCUCCUCUUUCUUCUCAACUGCAACUAUCUCUCUCCUCUCCCCCCUCCCCCCUUCUCUCUCGCUCUCUUGUCUCCUUCGUCUUCCUCGUCUUCACUCUUCCCAUCUCUCAAUUUCCAUUCUCUAAAAUGAAGCAUGCACCCAGGAAACCCUAUUUUGCUAUAUACCCAUGUCGCCGAUCCACUGCCAUCUUCUAUUCCUAGCGCUAACGGCGCCGGAAUCAAGGGCGACAGACCCCUCGGAAACGUACGUCGUCUUCCAAAGAAAAUGCUUCACCGUCCGAUCCCAAUUCCAUGGUUCCCGAUUCCAAACCCUCGCCGACUAAGUUGAAGAGCCUGCUCCCUCUUCUAAUCCACUUAAGCGGAAGCUCAGUAUGGAGACCGUUCCUGAGAAUUCCAUCCCUGGGUUGUCUGAUUCUAUUGCGAAGAUUAGAGAAGAUGGAAAAUCUGGUGUAGAAAAUUUAACAGAGGAGUGUGUAUCCACAAUGGCAGACGUUACUCGGCUUCUAAUGAAGGUUAUGUUGGAUACAGCGGGUCCUGAGGUGUUGGUUGUAACUAAAGUGAGAAAUCUAUCUCUUCAGGAAGAUGGGUUUGUUGUUCUAACACCCAAUCAAGAACUAGAGGCAUCUUCGGAGCUGCUACCUAUAAAUUAUGGUGGAUUUUCAAAGGUCCUUAAGAAAGGAGACAUCCUUUUUCUUGGUGAGUACCUCUUUGCUGGAAGUCAAACAUCUGUCUGGUUGGAGGUUUUCGAAGUGAAAGGAGAUGAUGUUGGUUGUGUGGUAAAGAACUCUGCCACGUUGGUCGGUACAAUGUACACUUUGCAUGCUGCUGAAAGUCACAUUGAUCUUCCAACACUUACUGAGAAAGACAGAGUAACAUUCUUCAGUUUCCUAUUUGUUAUGCCUAUCAUAGCUACGUGGGGAGUAAAAAACAAGAUCGACUUCCUCUCUCUGUCACAUGCUAGACAUGUGGAAGAUGUUCGACAAGCUCGACAAUUUCUUUCUAAGCUAGGUGACCUUAACCAAACCCAAAUAUUUGCAAAGAUUGAAAGUGUAGAGAAAACUGCCCUUUAUAGAUGUAAUAUGGCUGGAAAGCCUGCUGUUUUAACUCGUGUGGUAGACAGCAUGACUAACAACUUGAGACCUACCCGUGCAGUAGCUACUGAUGUUGCCAAUGCUGUACUUGAUGGAAGUGAUGCAAUUAUUCUUGGGGCUGAGACAUUGCAUGGAUUACGUCCAGUAGAAACCAUUUCAACCGUUAGUAGAAUAUGUGUUGAGGUUAUUGGAGCGUUUUGGUAUUUAUUCACUAUAGAGAUAAAAACAACUUGUUGGGAAGAAAGCUAGGCAAAUUGGCCUCUAAACUGCAAUUACAUAGGCAAACUUGAGUGCCAAUUUGAGUGCCAAUUUGAGUGCCGACACCUUUUGCUCUCCAAAAGCUGAAAAUGCUUCCAAUUUUUUUGAAUUUGGAGUAUUCAAAGACGCUCUUCGUAUUGUGGGAUCAAGAGAGAUCGUGAAGUAUCUAUUUUUGGUGGGGUCUACAAAAAUUGAGGACUAAAGGGAAAUGAAGUAUAACCGAACAUGGAACCUUUGCAAGCAAAGGGAGGUUUUUUGUUCCUCUUCUUUUUUUUUUCCAUCUUUAGAAUCUUGGUUAAAAUUAAAAUUCUUUAUUCUUAGAAUAAAUACCAUGCCUACUUUGCUUUUUAGUUUAGAAAAGCAUGUCUGCUUAACCUUUGAGCAUGAAGCUCGGGUUUGUGAUUGUGUUUGUUAUUUGAAUAUCUUAGGUAUGUUGAAAAUGCAUACUUUGAUAGCUUAGAAAUGAGUAGAAGACAUGCUAUCCAUUUUCUGAAUAUUGUGAUUACUGUACAUACUUAAUAAUAUGUGCUACUAAAAACAUGACCCAGCCAAAACCAGACUUGUUUAGACCUUCGAGUUUAGCCAGUUAGGUCGAGUAGAAUGUAUUGAGCUCCCUCAGUAUCAGAACUUAUGAACUCUUAACUUUUGGCCUAACCAAAACCAGACCUGUCUCGUCCUUAGAUUUCAGCCGGUUAGGUCAAGUAGCGUUACGCUCCCUCAGUAUCAGAACUUGUGUGGGGAACUAUUCACUUUUGGCCUAACCAAACCCAGACCUGCCUCCCCCUUAGAGUUCAGCCGGUUAGGUCAAGUAGAAUGUGUUGGGCUCCCUCAGUAUCAGAGCUUGUGUGGGGAACUCUUCACUUUUGGCCUAACCAAAAACCAUACCUUCCUCGCCCUUAGAUUUCAGCUGGUUAGGUCAAGUAGAAUAGGUUGGGCUCCCUCAGUAUCAGAGCUUGUGUGGGGAACUCUUCACUUUUGGCCUAACCAAAACCAGACCUUCCUCGCCCUUAGAUUUCAGCCGGUUAGGUCAAGUAGAAUGCAUUGGGCUCCCUCAGUAUCAGAACUUGUGUGGGGAACUCUUCACUUUUGGCCUAACCAAACCCAGACAUACCUUGCCUUUAGAGUUCAGCCGGUUAGGUCAAGUAGAAUGCGUUGGGCUCCCUCAGUAUCAGAGCUUGUGUGGGGAACUCUUCACUUUUGGCCUAACCUAACCCAGACCUUCCUCGCCCUUAGAUUUCAACCGGUUAGGUCAAGUAGAAUGCGUUGGGCUCCCUCAGUAUCAGAACUUGUGUGGGGAACCCUUCACUUUUGGCCUAACCAAAACCAGACCUGCCUCGCCCUUAAAAUUCAGCCGGUUAGGUCAAGUAGAAUGCGUUGGGCUCCCUCAGUAUCAGAGCUUGUGUGGGGAACUCUUCACUUUUGGCCUAACCAAACCCAGACCUCCCUCGCCCUUAGAGUUCAGCCGGUUAGGUCAAAUAGAAUGCGUUGGGCUCCCUCAGUAUCAGAACUUGUGUGGGGAACUCUUCACUUUUGGCCUAACCAAAACCAGACCUGCCUCGCCCUUAGAGUUCAACCGGUUAGGUCAAGUAGAAUGCGUUGGGCUC
This is a messenger RNA of Cucumis melo (muskmelon), 2996 nucleotides long. Its product is annotated as pyruvate kinase 2, cytosolic-like. The transcript is spliced from 11 exons. The record is from RefSeq and is a predicted model, not a curated record. Gene Ontology annotation, cellular component: cytoplasm. Gene Ontology annotation, biological process: glycolytic process. The coding region runs from base 415 to 1383 and encodes 322 amino acids. Gene Ontology annotation, molecular function: magnesium ion binding; pyruvate kinase activity; potassium ion binding. Lineage: Eukaryota; Viridiplantae; Streptophyta; Magnoliopsida; Cucurbitales; Cucurbitaceae.